AGAUUUAAAAAUGUCGGAGACAAGCAGUUUGAUGUCUCAAUUCCAAAAACUUCGCGUUGAAACUUCCAAGAUAUACAAUGAAUUCACAGAGAUUUCAAAAUGUCGGAGCCAAGCAGUUUGAUGACUGAAUUUCAAAAACUUCGCGUUGAAACUUCCAAGAUACAAAAUGAGUUCAGAGAGAAACCAGGCUACGUGGAAGAUAAACUGCACAAGAACACCCUGGAAAUGUGCCAGAAAAUUUUAAAGAAACAACACGGAUUUCAAAAAACCCAGGAAAAUCAAAACAAAUUCAUUGAACAUUUGAUAUUGGAUUUGGAGUCUGUCAAAAAAGAAACUAGUGAUAUGAAAAAGCAACAAGAGACUCAGAUUUUGAAGAGACAAGACGAAUAUCACGACGAGAUGAAGCAAGAAUUUCAAAAAAUCCAGGCAACUCAAAAUAAAUUGAUCGAAGAUUUGAUGUCGGAAUUGAAGACUGUCAAAAAUGAGACUAAUGAUAUGAAAAGGAAUCUCAGGAGAAAUCGAUGAAUGAUCUUCUUAUCAGGAAUUCGGAUAAAAAUCUGGAAAUGAUGUUGAAAAUUCAGGAAGGUCAAAAUCAAAUGAUGAUGAAGAUUAUGCAAAGAUCAGCUGUGCAUGACGUCCCAAUUGAAACUGGAGAAUUGGCAAAGAAUGUCUCAUUUUUUUAUAUUUUUGUUUACUGGUCCGAUUCGCAUGGCACAUUAGCGUCUGGAAACUAUCGAAAUCUUUGGGUGCGCGGAUCGGACACAAUUCGACAAGUCAAACUGACCAUCAAUUCACUUGCAAACGUAGAUAUCAGCUCGUUCAGAAUGGUGCUUCGUGAUAAAGUUCUCGAAGACGACCACACUCUCGCCUACUACAACAUUCAAGAAGGCUCAACACUCGGUCUUUUCUCCCCUUAAAUUCUAAUUUUUAUCGACUUUUUCUCUAAAAGAAUGUAUAAAGUUCCCAUCUGCCAUUAUGUAAAUAAAUAAUUUUUGACAAC
Messenger RNA from Caenorhabditis elegans, 1000 nucleotides. It is a transcript of the gene gldi-6, whose product is annotated as Ubiquitin-like domain-containing protein. Bases 100 to 525 code for a protein of 141 amino acids. The transcript is spliced from 4 exons. NCBI's taxonomy places the organism in Eukaryota, Metazoa, Nematoda, Chromadorea, Rhabditida, Rhabditidae. The record is from RefSeq and is marked reviewed.